Cynocephalus volans (Philippine flying lemur) is the source of this 711-nucleotide messenger RNA. RefSeq names its product RAB15 effector protein (gene REP15). Gene Ontology annotation, biological process: receptor recycling. Bases 1 to 711 code for a protein of 236 amino acids. Lineage: Eukaryota; Metazoa; Chordata; Mammalia; Dermoptera; Cynocephalidae. The record is from RefSeq and is a predicted model, not a curated record. The transcript has a single exon.
AUGGGGCAAAAAACAUCACAACCUUUGGCUCUGAAGGACAGCAACAAGGUUCUCAGCGUCUGUGAAGUGGUCAGUGGAGCUAUAGUCCAUGCAGCUCAGAAACUGAAGGAGUAUCUUGGAUUUGAAUAUCCUCUGAGUAAACUCUGCCCAGCUGCAAAUACUCUGAAUGAGAUCUUCUUAAUCCACUUCAUCACUUACUGCCAAGAAAGGGGAAUUGAUGAGUGGCUUACUACCACCAAGAUGACUAAGCACCAAGCCUUACUGUUUGGAGCAGACUGGAUUUGGACCUUUUGGGGAUCUGAUAAGCAAAUAAGGCUUCAGCUGGCAGUGCAGACUCUGCAAAUGUCUUCUCUUCCGCUUGUGGAAUCUAAGCCUUGUGACCUCUCCAAUCUAGAAUCAAGAGUAGAGGAGCCUUCCCGGAAGAAGAGUAGAUUUGAUAAGCUGGAAGAAUUCUGUAACUUGAUAGGAGAGGAUUGUCUGGGCCUGUUUAUCAUCUUUGGUGUGCCAGGAGAACCCAAAGACAUCAGAGGAGUUGUUCUGGACAGUGUCAAAAGUCAGAUGAUGAGGGGCCAUCUGGCAGGAGGGAAGGCCAUGGCACAAUUUGUCCUGGAAACUGAAGAUUGUGUCUCCAUCAAAGAGCUGCUUGGAAACUGUCUGAGUAAGAACGAUGGGCUGAGAGAGCUGGGCAAGGUUUACAUUAGCAUCCUCUGA